CACAGUUCUGCCUCAGCUCUCCAGUCAUCAUCACAAACAAAGACAGCCUUCAGGGUAGUUGGCGCUGUGCUUUCAGGGGGCUAAAAGUACUUGAGAAUCAGCAGAACAAUUGUGAUUGCGAUCAGCAGCUGUCAGAGUGGACUUUCAGAAAAUACUGCAGUAUAAAUUGACCUUUUUGAAAAUGCAAACCUCUCCGAAUGGCUUUGUUCACUCGUGUGGAUUUAUGCCCUGCUGUCAGUGAGUCGUUUCUCCGUCUCAAUUUAUCCUUCCAAGGAAGCCCCCAGGAGACUACAUGAUGAAAUGGACAGUCUUGCUGUUAGAAUACUUCUUUGUGAAAGUUCUGGUGCUGCUGUACAGCGCGGACGGGGAAGCGCAGCAGCUCGAGGGCUUUAUAAUGCUCUCUGGAUCCAAUGGGUCCCGGGAUGAGGAGAGCGUUUCUGAACCUCCACAUACUGAAGACAAAUGUCGGGGUUACUAUGAUGUCAUGGGACAGUGGGAUCCGCCGUUCGUUUGUCAAACAGGCGAUUAUUUAUUUUGUUGCGGCACUUGUGGCUUCCGAUUUUGCUGCGCUUUUAAACACUCUCGAUUGGAUCAGAGCACAUGUAAAAAUUACGAUACACCAGUAUGGUUAACAGGACAGACACCGUAUAAGAAAACCAUCGACCCUAGACACGAUCCAACCAAGGAUAAAACAAACUUGAUUGUAUAUAUAAUAUGUGGAAUAGUGGCAAUCAUGGCACUUGUCGGGAUAUUUACCAAACUUGGACUAGAAAAGGCUCACAGACCUCACAGAGAGAGCAUGUCUCGAGCUGUUGCGAGCGUCAUGCAAGGCGCCCGUCAGGGUCAGCAUGAGGAGGCCAUCGGAAUGCACACACAGCAUUAUGACACUGUGCAAGCGAGAGCAAACAACAUGCGUAAGUUGAUUGUAGCCUACUUCCUCUCUUUCCCCACGAGCUCAGCAUAA
This is a messenger RNA of Pimephales promelas (fathead minnow), 964 nucleotides long. RefSeq names its product shisa family member 9a (gene shisa9a). The record is from RefSeq and is a predicted model, not a curated record. Gene Ontology annotation, cellular component: AMPA glutamate receptor complex; dendritic spine membrane; postsynaptic density. Gene Ontology annotation, biological process: regulation of AMPA receptor activity; regulation of short-term neuronal synaptic plasticity. Lineage: Eukaryota; Metazoa; Chordata; Actinopteri; Cypriniformes; Leuciscidae.